AUGGCUUUUGAACUACAGUACAUACAUCCUUCUCGUCGCGUAAUUGCGAGCACCACUCAUCCAGCCCCUCGAACCAAACGAUCUAGGAACAUCAAAAACCCCUCCUUGUCAAUACCUACUCCCAGAAGACGCGACUGUACUUCAUAUUACCGGUUGUUGAGAUCGUUAUCAGGAAAAAUGUCACGGAUUGAUAAACUGGCAAUCUUAGGUGUUCGUUCUUUCGACAACACCCGUAGUGAGACCAUACAAUUCACCGCACCACUGACAUUAAUCGUUGGAUAUAAUGGCUCCGGGAAAACUACAAUUAUCGAGUGUCUCAAGUAUGCCACUACUGGUAUUUUGCCUCCCAAUCAUAAGCAAGGUGCUUUUAUCCAUGAUCCAAAGAUGUGCGGAGAGAAGGAGGUUCUUGCUCAAGUAAAGCUUUCAUUCAAUUCAACUAAGGAUAUCAAGAUGGUAUGCACCCGUUCGCUGCAGCUCAGCGUAAAAGUAAACACUCGAGUGCAAAAGACUCUAGAAGGCCAGCUACUGGUCAAUAGUAACGGCGAACGCUCAACAAUUGGUUCGAAGUGUACAGAACUGGACACUCUCAUGCCACAGUACCUAGGUGUGUCAAAAGCCGUGCUUGAAUAUGUAAUAUUCUGCCAUCAAGACGAAAGUCUUUGGCCCAUGAGUGAGCCUGCCGUGUUGAAGAAACGAUUCGACGAGAUAUUUGAGGCACUGAAGUACACUAAAGCUAUCGAUAAUAUCAAGGUGUUAAGGAAGAAACAGAAUGAAGAACUUGGGAAGCUGAAGAUUCUUCUUGAACAGUACCGUGUGGAUAAAGACCGCGGCGAGAAGGCCAAACGUCGCUCUGAUGAAUUGCACGAGGAGAUUGAAAGGAUGAGAGUAGAAGUUAUUCAACUGAACCGGAUGAUGUCCGAAAAUUCCCGGCAACAACAAGAACUGUUUAGCAAGGCGAAAGGAUUUGAAGAAAUAAUAGCCACCCUUCAGGCCAAGAGACAAGAAGCUCGAACGAUGGAAUCUUCUCUCAUAGAGCGCUCAGACCAUCUUACUCAUCUGGAAGAGUCGGAUGAAGAUCUUCAGAGAAUGCAGCAUGAAUACGGUGCAAGAAUGAAAACGUAUCAAGAUCAUAUAACAACUAAAGAAGCGGCCCACCUUGAGGCAAGUAGAGAGCUGGAAAGAGCGAGAGAUCGCCUCUCAAUAAAACUCAAAGAGGAAGGCAGGAUCCAGGCAGAACACGCGGCAUUCGAAAACCAACUACAAGAGCGCGAGGCUCUAAUUAGGGAGAUCAGCCGUCGGCACGGAAUUAAGGGGUUUGAAAGUGAACUGGAUGAUUCUCAAAUUCAAACGUUCAUGACCAAGGUCUCGAGAUUGUCACGUGAUCAGAACCUGUACCUUGAGCGUAUUAAGCGUGAGAAUGGAGAGGAGCUUAGGUCAGCCCAAGAAGUGCUAAAUCAGAUCACUAGCAAGCGAUCCUCACUUCAGCAAAAGAAAGAAUAUGCCAGGGCCGAAAUUAAAGCUUUAGAUCAAAAAGCGACUUCUCUUCAGCGUGAGCUUGAAGCCAUAGGGGUAAGUGAAGGUCACGAGUCCAUUCUCAAGUCUAAACUCGACGACAAAGAGCAACGACUGGCCAAGGCAAAGGAGGAUUACGAAGUAGCGCUGUACGAGGAUCACACUGAAAAAGCGAAUGCGAGAUUGAAAAGCGUAGAAGAGAAGUUAGAUAGCGUGACAGGAGAACUUGCAAAGGUGACCCGGCAGGCGGACGAGAGAGCAAGGUUGGGUUUUGUAAAGAAAGAACUAGAGACCAGAAGGAAGGCUCUAGAUUCCUUGACUAUUGCGAGCAAAGACAAAAUAGACAAAUUCCUUUCUUCAGACUGGACUGUAGAUUCGAUUGAGCGAGAAUUGCAAACAGUGCUCAGAGAACGAGAGGAAGAAAUUGCAGAAGCUCGACGACAGCGAGACAUCGUUAAUCAAGAAUUGUCUCAGGUCCAAACAAAAAUUAACUUAGUUCGGGAUUCCCUCAAGAAGAAGAAUAAGGAGGCAAAAGAUUGUGAGAUGACGGUGCUCGCAUCAUGGACUCCGGGCUCAGAGGAUGAUGUUAUUAAGGAUAUCAGUGGAUACCCAAAAGCGGCUGCAGCAAUUGAGGAAGACCUACAGACGCUUAGAGGUGACUUAAAAUAUCUUGAGUACAUUCAAGAUUAUUUUAACAAAGCACUCAAAACACUCCAGGACUACAAUGCUUGUAUCAUGUGCAAAAGAGGAUUUCAUCAGAAUGAAGUUAAAGGGUUCGAUGAGAUGGUCAGGAAAAAACUUGGGAGUUACUCUCGGGAAACGACAGAAGAAAACAUUAAGGACGCAGAGGAUGAGCUCCGACUCAUUCGAGAGGCGGCUCCGAGUUAUGAUUCUUACAUUCGUUUAACUAAGACAGAGAUUCCAAACCUUACCGAGGAUCUAAGGAAAAAUAACAUCCUCAAAGAUCAACUUAUCGAUGACUAUAAUAAACACGAAAAGAUCCUGAACGACUGCAUAUCGAGCAAGUCAGAAGUAGAAUCCUUGAAAGCGCCCAUCUCAGAGAUUGUGAAAUACAUGAAGGAGAUAGUCGACUAUGAAAAGCAGGUCGAGGAUGUCUCUAGCCAGUUAAAGGAUAUGGGUGGUUCUCGUACCGUCGAAGAAAUGCAAGUUGAGAUGCAACAGCUGAACGAGGAAGCAAAGACUCUUAAACGCCUGAUUAUUUCUAUAGCAUCUGAGAAGGAAUUAUCUCGUCAGACCAUCAGCCUUCUUGACAACCAGGCUAAGGAACAUCGCAUGAAGCUCAACGAGCUCAACUUUAAACUUCAACAAUCAAGAGCCCUGGUGGAUAGGAUUGACGAAUGUCGAGAUAACAAUCGAAAACAAAACACGGUAAUUGAUGAGACAGAUGCGGAACUUAAGAAGCUCGCCCCAGAGUUGGUCAGAGCCGAUGCGCAUGUGAAUAACAUCUCUCGCGAUGGCGCAGAAAAAGAAAAUCAGCAGCAACGAGACGCCUCAAAGCUUGCCGGGAGCGAUAUGCAAUUAAGGGGAGCAGAACAAGGGAUUCAAAACUACCUCAGGCGUGGUGGACCGGAUCGGUUGGAUAGGUGUCGCUCACAAGUCCAAACAUUAGAAGCAGACGUCAAAAAAUGCGAGGAAGAAGUAAUACGCAUUGGCAAGGAGGUGAACAAUCUAGAAAUGGAAUCGAAAAAUGCACUUGCAAUUGAACACAGUAUUCAAGAAAACUUGAGGUUCCGCGCAAACAAAAGUCAGCUGGAAAUGUUGACGGAGGAAAUCCGUGAACUUGAGAGUCGAAAUACCGAGGCGGAAAGGGAUAGGUUUCGUGCAGAUUUAAAAGUGUUAUCAGAUUCACACACUGCAUUAGCCAUGGAGAAAUCGACCAAGGCUGGAGAAAUGAGAUCUAAGGAUACACAGUUAGAACAAUUGAUCCAGGAUUAUGCUACAGAUUACGCCGAUGCCAAAGGAAAAUAUAAGGAAACAUUGGCAAAAGUUCAGACUACUACAGGCGCUAGCAACGAUUUAUCGAAAUACUGCGCUGCACUUGAUAAGGCUAUCAUGAAAUAUCACAGUUUGAAAAUGGAGGAAAUAAAUCGCAUAAUUGAAGAGCUCUGGAAAUCCACGUACCGGGGUACUGAUGUGGACACCAUCCUCAUUCGAUCUGACGACACCGAAGGCGCCAAAGGCAACAGAUCUUAUAAUUAUAGAGUAUGUAUGGUCAAACAAGAUGCAGAAAUGGACAUGCGAGGUCGUUGCAGUGCUGGGCAGAGAGUAUUAGCAAGUAUCAUCAUUCGGCUUGCGCUAGCUGAAUGCUUUGGUAUCAAUUGUGGGCUGAUCGCACUCGAUGAGCCUACAACAAAUCUCGAUGGCGAUAACAUCAGAUCUCUUGCUAGAAGUCUUCAUGAAAUUAUCAAGACCCGUCAGGCACAAUCUAAUUUCCAAUUGAUUGUCAUUACCCACGAUGAGGAUUUCUUGAAGGAGAUGCAAUGCCAAGAUUAUUGUGAUCAUUACUAUCGUAUUUCCAGAGAUGAAAGGCAGAAGUCGAUCAUAGAAAGACAAUCAAUCGCUGAAGUCAUAUAG
This is a messenger RNA of Morchella importuna, 4107 nucleotides long. RefSeq lists its product as uncharacterized. Bases 1 to 4107 code for a protein of 1368 amino acids. Gene Ontology annotation, molecular function: ATP hydrolysis activity; single-stranded telomeric DNA binding; G-quadruplex DNA binding. The transcript is spliced from 23 exons. Gene Ontology annotation, cellular component: Mre11 complex; nucleus; condensed nuclear chromosome. The record is from RefSeq and is a predicted model, not a curated record. NCBI's taxonomy places the organism in Eukaryota, Fungi, Ascomycota, Pezizomycetes, Pezizales, Morchellaceae. Gene Ontology annotation, biological process: telomere maintenance via telomerase; double-strand break repair; chromosome organization involved in meiotic cell cycle.